GCCCCAGUAAUUCAGCUUCGUUGACCCCCCCCAGGUACUGAACAAGGCCAGGUAUGGUCCGAUGUGGGUGUCCUACCUGGGGCCCCAGUUGUUUGUGAACCUGGCCAGCGCCCCGCUCGUGGAGAUGGUGAUGCGGCAAGAGGGCAAGUACCCGGUCCGGAAUGACAUGCAGCUGUGGAAGGAGCACCGCGACCACCAGGACCUGGCCUACGGGGUCUUCACCACGGAGGGGCACGACUGGUACCAGCUGCGCCACGCUCUGAACCAGCGCUUGCUGAAGCCAGCAGACGCUGCACUCUACACUGAUGUUCUCAAUGAAGUGAUUGACAGCUUUGUGGUUCGACUGGACCAGCUGCGAGCAGAGAGCGCCUUGGGGGACCAGGUGCCCGACAUGGCUGACUUGCUCUACCACUUUGCUCUAGAAGCCAUUUGCUACAUCCUGUUCGAGAAACGUAUCGGUUGCCUGGAAGCAUCCAUCCCCAAGGACACGGAGAACUUCAUCAGAUCUGUAGGGCUCAUGUUCCAGAACUCAGUCUACGUCACCUUCCUCCCCAAGUGGACCCGCCCCCUGCUGCCCUUCUGGAAGCGCUACCUGGACGCCUGGGACACCAUCUUCUCCUUUGGAAAAAAGCUGAUUGAUCAGAAACUUAAGGAGGUCGCGGCCCAGCUCCAGUCAGCGGGGCCAGAAGGGGUCCGGGUAUCCGGCUACCUGCAUUCCCUGCUGACCAACGGACAGCUGAGUCCCCGAGAGGCCCUGGGCAGCCUGCCUGAGCUCCUGCUGGCCGGAGUGGACACGACGUCCAACACGCUCACGUGGGCCCUAUACCACCUUUCAAAGAACCCAGAGAUCCAGGCGGCCUUGCGCAAGGAGGUGGUGGGUGUGGUGGCGGCUGGGCAGGUGCCGCAGCACAAGGACUUUGCCCACAUGCCCCUGCUCAAAGCAGUGCUGAAGGAGACCCUGCGUCUGUACCCAGUGAUCCCUGCAAACUCCCGCAUCAUCGUGGACAAGGAGAUCGAAGUCGGUGGCUUCCUCUUCCCCAAGAAUACCCAGUUCGUGUUCUGCCAUUACGCGACGUCCCGGGACCCCAGCACCUUCUCUGAGCCUGACACCUUCUGGCCCUACCGCUGGCUGAGGAGAGGCCAGUCCGAGACCUCCAAGACCCAGCACCCAUUUGGCUCUGUGCCCUUUGGCUACGGGGUCCGGGCCUGCCUGGGCCGCAGGAUAGCGGAACUAGAGAUGCAGCUGCUGCUGGCCAGGCUGAUCCAGCGGUAUGAGCUGAUGCUGGCGCCCGAGACGGGGGAGGUGCAGAGCGUGGCCCGCAUCGUCCUCGUUCCCAAUAAGAAGGUGGGCCUGCGCUUCCUGCCCACGCAGCGCUGAGCCGGGCCCUGCCCUCAGGGGCUUGUCCCAGCCCCUGGCACUGUGGCUCCUGGCCACUGCCGUGCCUCAGGUGAGGAGGGAGAGAAGGGGCCGGAAGAUCCCAGCGCCCCUUCUCACAGAACCCCGAGCUUUGGCCACUUGGAUCCUUUGCAGCAGCUCCCACUCAGAUGCAAGGCCCCUCCCUCAGUGCAUUGCUGUCCUGGGCACCGAAUGGAAUAAAGGACUUUUGUUAACUCCCGA
Messenger RNA from Lepus europaeus (European hare), 1618 nucleotides. Its product is annotated as sterol 26-hydroxylase, mitochondrial-like. NCBI's taxonomy places the organism in Eukaryota, Metazoa, Chordata, Mammalia, Lagomorpha, Leporidae. Bases 62 to 1378 code for a protein of 438 amino acids. Gene Ontology annotation, cellular component: mitochondrial inner membrane. Gene Ontology annotation, biological process: cortisol metabolic process; cholesterol metabolic process; C21-steroid hormone biosynthetic process. The transcript has 8 exons. Gene Ontology annotation, molecular function: heme binding; iron ion binding; monooxygenase activity. The record is from RefSeq and is a predicted model, not a curated record.